AUGUCUACCAACAGAGAUCUAGCCGGCAAAGUCGCAAUAAUCACCGGCUCCAGCCGCGGCAUCGGCGCCGCCAUAGCCCUCAAAUUUGCCCAUCGCGGCGCCGACAUAGCCAUCAACUACGUCUCCAACGCCGCAGCCGCCGAAUCCGUCGCCGAGCAAAUCCGCGCCCAAGGCGUGCGCGCCCUCGUCUGCAAAGCCGACGUCUCGCAGCAAGAACAAGUCCAAACCAUGUUCGAGACUGUCCACCGCGAAUUCGGCCGUCUCGACAUCGCAGUCAGCAACUCGGGCAUCGAGCAUUUCGGGGAUCUGUCCGAAGUCACGGGCAGCGAGAUCGACGCCGUCUUCGCGGUUAACGUCAAGGGACAGUAUUUCGUUGCGCAGCAGGCUUAUCGCUUCAUGAAUGAUUUCGGGAGAGUUAUUCUGACUUCGUCGAUUUCGGCGGUAAAAGGCGUUCCUCGUCAUGCUGUCUAUGCUGCUUCUAAGUCGGCUGUUCAGGGUAUGACGAAGUGUCUGGCGGUGGAUUUCGGGUCUAGGAAUAUUACGGUGAAUUGUAUUGCUGCUGGUGGGGUUAAGACUGAUAUGUACACUGAGGUGGCGGGGAAGUAUAUCCCCGGUGGAGAGAAGAUGAAUGCGCAGCAGAUUGACGAGGCGUUGAGUAAGUGGUCGCCGCUUGGUCGGCCUGGGGAGGUGGAGGAUGUUGCUGGGGUUGCGUCGUUGAUUGCUAGUCCCGAGUCGCAGUGGUUGACUGGGCAGACUUGGCAUGUUUCGGGUGGUGCUUGUAUGAUGUGA
Penicillium paradoxum is the source of this 789-nucleotide messenger RNA. RefSeq lists its product as uncharacterized. The transcript has 3 exons. The record is from RefSeq and is a predicted model, not a curated record. Lineage: Eukaryota; Fungi; Ascomycota; Eurotiomycetes; Eurotiales; Aspergillaceae. Gene Ontology annotation, molecular function: oxidoreductase activity, acting on the CH-OH group of donors, NAD or NADP as acceptor. Bases 1 to 789 code for a protein of 262 amino acids.